AUGCCUCGAUCAUCUCGCAGCGGCGGCGGCGGUGGCCGACCCUCAUCUCGCCCCACCUUUGGCUCCUCUUCCAGCAGCUCCACCCCUGCCGGUUCUCGCGGAGCUCACACAAUGGCCGGAUCUGCUCCCUCUCAGCAGCAGUCCUACAGGUCAUCGCAGCCCGGCGCAGCCACUCCCGCGCACGCACAGGCUGCCCCUCAGACUACCAGCGGUGGAGGUGGUCUCUUUGGCAACAUGGCCUCCACUGCGGCUGGUGUGGCAGUGGGAUCUACAGUCGGGCAUGGAUUGAGUAACAUGCUCUUUGGUGGAAGGGGAGAGACGGCACCUGUUGAGCAGCAGCAGACGACAGAAUUUGCUCAGGAGCAGGCCAAUGGGAACAGGAUGGGCGGUGUGAACUGCGAGGCGGCUAGCAAGGACUUCCUGCGUUGCCUUGAUGCUACAGGCAACAACAUGGAGUCGUGCUCCUUCUACCUUGAGCAGCUCAAGCAGUGCCAGGCAGCCGCCAGCCGCUACUGA
Microstroma glucosiphilum is the source of this 516-nucleotide messenger RNA. RefSeq lists its product as hypothetical. NCBI's taxonomy places the organism in Eukaryota, Fungi, Basidiomycota, Exobasidiomycetes, Microstromatales, Microstromataceae. Bases 1 to 516 code for a protein of 171 amino acids. Gene Ontology annotation, biological process: mitochondrion organization. The transcript has 3 exons. The record is from RefSeq and is a predicted model, not a curated record. Gene Ontology annotation, cellular component: nucleus; mitochondrion.